AUGAAUGUGAAAUUAGCUGCUCGGCAUUCAUUUUUAUCCGGAAGUAAACCACAUGUUUGUUUAACCUACGAUUUCUCAAGCUUGGACAAAGAAGCAAUUCUAAGUCGAGGGAUUUCUGUAAGACAAUUAAGCCCAUCUCUCGCUGAAUUAAAAAAUACUUCAAAAUCAUUUCAGGAUAUAAAUAUUACUACAGAAGUUAUUUCAAAACCUGACGCCAUUAUUUGUUCAAAUGAAAGUUCAGGUUUAGAACAAGAAUUUUCGGAUAUUAUUGGACUUGCCAGUGUGAUACAAACAACUCAAGAAUUUAUUCGCACCAAACCUAAACGAAGCUUUCAAACUCACUUAGUGUCGCCAAACUCCCUUUCACUCAUACCAAUGGUUGUUGGACCCCGGGCAGAAUUGCCUUGGUCACCAGAUCGUCUAAAACUACUCAUUAAAGUUUUCAGUAUGAAUGAAUUUGGACUGCAGGUGACUAAUUUGGGCGCUAUUGGUUCAUGUGACUGUGAAGGUCAAGUUCGUGUACACAUAAACUUACUUCGUCCAAUUCAAAUGUUGCUUACAGCUCGACCAGCUUCUAUAUUCGAUGUUGUUGGUACAAAAAGCGUAGAUGAGCGAGAAGAUGAAGAAGAGGAGGAGGAAGAAGCGGAAAACGAUGACGAUCACAACCCAUGGUUUUUAAAAAGCAAUAAUGAUAAUAACGGUAAUAUCAUUUUAUCACAGCAUUGUGCUGCUUCCAAUGUACCACGCUCAUAUAUAUCUGCUGGUAUGUCGAAUUCCUCACCAAAUGAAGAGACGCAUGAGGUAGGACGAAACGUUACUGGAUUACGUCGUCACCUAGGUCGAACAGCAUCUAAAGUGUCUACUUUCCGACUACCCAGAGGGAGUACAAAACUGUUGCAUGUUCGACUAUCAACGACUGCACAAAUGGUUAUUUGUGCAUUGCUCGAUCGAUUUGGUAUACGAGACAAUCCUCAAAAGUUUGCUUUAUAUGAACACACAAUCGAAGGGGAUCAAAAAGUUUCUGUGCGAAAAUUAUUUGAUGAUGAAUCACCGUUGGGUUUGCUAUUCAGAUGGGCUGACCAAGAUCCAGAUAAUUUUAACAAUAUCCUCAGUGUGAAGCGAUUGGUACUACAGGAAAAUGAAACUGGUGAUAUUGAAUGGUCUACAUUCAGUUUGUCUGAAUUACAUACGUUCCUUGGUAUAUUGAACCGUGAAGAGAAUGAUUAUCGUCGGCGUAUAGAAAUGAAGUAUGAAAUACGUAGAAAAGAAAUAAAACGUCUUAUGGAUUUACAUGUUAAGGAAAUGGAGUCAUCAGAUACAUCAAUUAGUGAUCCAUAUAGUUUUUGUGCUUCACAUGUAACUACUGUCAUUACUGAAGGAUAUGAUAAUGAAACAGCUACUGAAGAAUUACGUGAUAAUCCCGAUCCUACUACAUAUUCUUGUAUAGAUUCGUUGUCUGCUCCGGUUUCACCUACAUUGUUUCGUAAAAAGGAGGGACAGUCUCAAUUAAAAGAUGAACAAUCAAAUUAUCAUGAGGUUUCGAAUUCACCAGAUUCCGGUUCAUCUCCAGAAUUAACUCUUCAACACAAAACAAUCCGACAUAGUCAACUGUCAAAUGCUAUAUCUACAUUACCACGUUCACCACCAACUAAAACCUCUGAGAUUUCAACACCUAAUAAACUUCCUUCCAUCUUCAAAUCAUUCUCUAAUUUUAAAGCUAAAAAAGCUGAAAUUGCUCAACAGAAACGCUUAGCUAAAUUAGAGAAAGCGCGUAUCAAAGCAGAACAACAAAAAGAACAAACCAAAAGUCAUUCACAGUCAACAUGGAGAUGGCGUGGAUUUGGAACUCUUUCACCUUCCACUUCUGCAUCUAUAUCUCCACCAUUACCAUCACAUCAAUAA
This is a messenger RNA of Heterobilharzia americana, 1902 nucleotides long. NCBI's taxonomy places the organism in Eukaryota, Metazoa, Platyhelminthes, Trematoda, Strigeidida, Schistosomatidae. The record is from the annotation of a GenBank genome assembly.